Molecule: messenger RNA, 1871 nt
Organism: Toxotes jaculatrix (banded archerfish)
Lineage: Eukaryota; Metazoa; Chordata; Actinopteri; Toxotidae
Exons: 2
Coding region: 62-973 (303 amino acids)
Source: RefSeq, a predicted model, not a curated record
AAACUCAUUUGCAGUGGAGACAGCAAACAGCAAACCGUCACCCUGUUACUAACUGGAUCUGAUGCAGGCAGCGAGUGCAGAUUCAAGGGUGCCAGAGCCCAAUCUGGAAAACCCUGCUGUUCCUGUAGGCCUCAGGAGAAACCCACCAAAUGCUGGGGCUCUUGACAAGUUUGCCCAAAAUAUGGCAGAGAACAUAAUCCAGUCAUUCCUUAGCCAAAUGGGAAUGGUGGAACCUGAGGUGUACAGUUGUAAUCAAGACCAGGAGACGUUAGCUGAAGAGUUAGCGUCAGCAGUGAUUGAGACUGCUCUGAGGGAAGUUUGCAGUGGUUGUAAUGGUGAGGGCUGCCAGAGUUCAAGAUCAGCCAGGGUAAAGAUGGAUGAUGAACGGGCUGAAAGCCUGAAUGAAUCUGGAAGAGAAAGAGACUCUUUGAAGAUGGACACAGAGAUGGAUCCAGUUAAAGAUCUCCAGACCUCCAAAGACAUCCAGCCCUACCACCCUCCUCUGUCCCAGUCAGGGCUCCCCAUAAUGGGAUCCCUCGACUAUCCCGACGCCCCUCCAACCACCCCCCUCCUCCCUGAGCUUGAGAGGAGCAGACACAGUUUUGCCCGGAAGCUGAAAGGAGGCUUGGCAAAGGUGUUCCUGCCCUCACCUCCUCCACCAACCCCAAAGGACAAAGAGGACGACGUUGACUCUGUCAACAACCCCCGGAUGGAGUUAAUAGAGCAUCUGAUGCACUCACUGUCCACAGAUGAUUUGGCAAGAGACUACUUUGAAGUGGGGUCUCAGCAUGGAGCCAAGAUGGAGGUUUUUGCAGAGGCUCUUUCGUGUAAUAUCAUAGGCUGCGUCCUGAGUGCCAAAAGCAGAGAGCAGAUAGCACAUGAUAAUGAUCUUCAUCUACUGGCCCACCGACUGGCUGAGACCAUCAUCACCUCCUCCCUUGAUGAAGCUAAAAACGCACGUCUGGAGUUUUAAUGUAACUGUUGGGAUCAUGUUUGUGAUGACUGGCAGGUACACCGACACAAGAGAACAGAAACAUUGAUAUCCACCCACGUUACUUUCCACCGCUGCCUGACAUUUUCAUAGCAGUGUGACUUCCUGCAAUAAUAUUGUUCUGUCAUCUAAAGUUGAUUCACUGAAUUUGUUUCUCAAUAAAGUUCAGUUAAGGCUCAUCCAGAUCCUGAAAUAUUAUCCAUUCAUUGCAAAAGAUGCUGACAGAUUCAACAAAAACAUGAUUGACUUGCAGUUCAAACAGACUGUGGCACUUUUAUGACAUACAUUUUAGAUGUUCGAAGAUAAACUGAAGGUAAGGAUUUUAUUCCAAGAUGGAUUAAAAGUAGUAGUAGUGAAAGUAGAAUUUUAAAAAAUGCUGGAAGGAAAACACCCAUAGCUGUGAAUGUGAUUUUGACUGGGAUCCAACAGCAAUUACCAUACAUGUCCUUUAGGUGGCAGUAGAAGAGCAAUGUUAUUUUCAGCAUGAGGUCAGCAAGGUUAACCUAUUUAUCCCGCCACAAGUAAAUGGUGCACUAUGAUCGAGUGCAGUGUGGGGAAAUUAAAUGCAGAACGAUCCAUUUAUCCCUGGACUCAGAUGAAAAUUGGCAUUUGGGAUGAAUUUGUGUCCUGGCUCAAAGAAAAUUCAUUUUCAUACUCACUUACUUAAUGAGGUCAGAUCCAGAAGAGGAGGGAGCCAUGGUGCUUAACUAAACGGUGAUAUGAGCCGGCAAAGUUGGAAAAACCCUGUUUUCUUUUCUUUCUUUUUUUUCAAAUCACUAACAACUUGAACACAGUCAGAGAAUGCCAAAUUCCCUGAAAGAGAAGCUUUGCUGAACCUUUAAAGAGCAGUUGCAAAUAAAGAGUUUUAUUGUUCCUCUUA